This is a messenger RNA of Malus domestica (apple), 1391 nucleotides long. RefSeq names its product sec14 cytosolic factor-like. The record is from RefSeq and is a predicted model, not a curated record. NCBI's taxonomy places the organism in Eukaryota, Viridiplantae, Streptophyta, Magnoliopsida, Rosales, Rosaceae.
UGGCAAUGUUUCACGUCAUCACUUUGCAGUUUCCAUAUUUCUAUCUAUUUGCUAUAAAUUUAUGAACAACUUAGCUAUAUACCUCUCUCCAGUCUCCAUCCUGCAGAUCGAACUCGAACUCGAAAUUAGAGAGAGAGAGAGAGAGAGAGAGAGAGAGAGAGAGAGAGAGAGAUGAGUGCUGCUGUGGUUUUGAUGAACUCUGCUGAUAACGUAAUGGACUUGAAGGAGUUAGAAACCCUAAAAGUAGAAGAAGAUGAACAAGUAAAAGCUGCAGCAGCAGAAGUAGUAGCAGCAUCGCAUGCAGACGACACGGAGUUGGAGGAGCUGAGAAAAACUCGUCUCAUGAGAGUAUUUGUCGAAGCCCAGGAUCCUUCCACCAAGAUAUUGUCUGAGAUGGAGUGCAAGGAAACCAUGAAACAUGAAGCAGAAGAAGCAGUGACAUUGACGAGGAUCCGUCGUGUGAGAGAAUUUGUUGAAGGCAAGGAUCCAUCCUACAAGGAGGUGGAUGAUCUCACAAUAAGGAGGUUCCUGCGUGCUCGCGAUUUGGAUAUAGAGCAGGCAGCUGCAAUGUUCCUCAAGUACAUGAAAUGGAGACGCGAUUUUGUUCCUAAAGGUUCUAUUUGUACUUCUGAGAUUCCAAAUCAAAUUGUUCAGAACAAGAUGUUUUUACAGGGAUCGGACAAGAAAGGAUGCCCCAUAUCAGUUAUCCUUGGUUAUAGACAUUUUCAAGACAGCCUCAAGGAAUUCAAGCGUUAUGUAGUCUAUGGACUCGACAAGAUAUGUGCAAAGAUUCCGCCAGGACAGAAGUUCAUUGCCAUAGGAGAUCUCGAAGGCUGGGGAUAUUCAAACAGUGACGUCCGAGGUUACCUUGGAGCUCUUUCAAUUUUGCAGGACUACUAUCCGGAAAGGCUAGGGAAGGUGUACAUCGUCCAUGCUCCUCUCAUAUUCAUGACGGUUUGGAAAAUCGUUUACCCUUUUAUCGACAACAAAACUAAGAAGAAGAUAGUAUUCGUCGAAAACAAAAUGCUGAAAUCAACUCUGCUCGAAGAGAUUGAUGAGAGCCAGCUUCCGGAGAUAUAUGGAGGCAAACUGCCUUUGGUUCCCAUCUAGGGUGACAAAUUGAUCAACCAUGCCAAGAGGAAAAAUGAACAGAUUAAAGCUCAUGUCUAAUUAAGUUUGCAAUAUGUAUGUUAUAAUAUGUAACUAUGCUGUACCACUGUUUGGACCAGAUUUUACUUCAUCGGCUCGAGUAAUCAAGGCUGUUGAAUGGGCUGAGUUCUAGACCAUUGGAUGACAAAUUGGUUGAGAUAAUUCUCAAUGUUAUUAAAGGAUAAUAUUAUGAUUUUAAUCAUAAUGAUUAUCUCUUAAUAGUAUUAAAUUAUUUAGACUUA